CAGGAAAACAGGAUGGUGGCAUCUGAUGUUUGGAUCUGCACAGUAAUAUCCAGAAUGGGUCAAGUUGUAAGGGACUAUCUGGUCCAACCUCCCUGCUCAAGCUGGACCAUCCUAAAGCACGUGGCACAGGAUAGCAUCCAGAUAUUCUUUAUAGUUCUUCAUAUCCCGGGCCCAGUGUAUGAUGGGGAGAAAACUGGACCUUUCUGGCUUGACUGAUGAAGAAGCAGAGCAUGUGCUCCAGGUGGUUCAGCGAGAUUUCAGCCUUCGUAAAAAAGAAGAAGAAAGGCUGAGUGAAAUGAAGCAGAAGUUGGAUGAAGAGGGUAACAAGUGCAGCAUCCUUUCCAAGCAGCAGAAGUUCAAUGAGCACUGCUGCAUUCGCUGCUGUUCCCCUUUCACAUUUCUUAUCAACAGCAAGCGACAGUGCCAAGACUGCAAAUACAACAUCUGCAAGAGCUGCAGCACUUACCAGAAGAAGGAGAAAGCUUGGAUUUGCAGUGUCUGUCAGCAAGCAAGGCUCUUAAGGACCCAGUCUCUGGAUUGGUACUAUAAUAAUGUCAAAAGCCGCUUCAAGUGUUUUGGAAGUGCCAAGGUCCUGAAGAACUUGUACAAGAAACAUAGACUGGAGAGUGGACUUUGUCCUGAUGCAAUAGCAGAAGGAAGUUUGUAUGAAGGAAGCUUUGAGAAUGAAGGAAGCAUUUGUGGCAGUGACUCUACCUUCUACCAACAGACAGAAGGACACAGCAUGAUGGAUACCCUUGCUGUGGCCUUACGUGUUGCAGAGGAAGCGGUGGAAGAAGCUAUUUCUAAGGCAGAAACCUACAGUGACAGCCUGGACAAGCAGAAUGAAGCUUGUUACUUGCAGGAGCACAAGGAGGACCUCAUAGAAGAGCUGGCCACAACCAUUGUGCAGAAGAUUAUAAAGAAGCAGAAAAGCAAACCCGAGCAGGCUGAGGCCGACUUGGAAUGGCCGCCAUCACGGAGCAGCGGCCUGGCGUCCGGCGCUGUCUCGGAUCAGAGCAUGCUGACAUUCCCAGGGAGCCGCAGGGGGUCCUACACCUUGUGGAGGUCUCAGUCUGCAUUCUCCCUGGCUAGUGAAGAUAUGGCCAGUAAAGGACAAGACCCCGCAUCAUCUGUGACUGAGGCUCCUCGAAGGCAGCAAAAGGGACAGUCCAGGAAGCAGAAGGAACACAAGCUCUCUGCUUUACCCAGCUGGAAGAGUGUAGACAGGCUAAAUGAAACAAGUGACCAAGCACUGGAACAGGUUGCCCAGAAAUGCUGUGGAAUCCCCUUCACUGAAGAUAUUCAAGAACCUGGAUGCAAUCCUGUGCCAUGUGCAGGUCCACCUUCCAUUUUCCAAAGCACCGAUGGAAACUGGGUGGCUUUGCAGAAUGUCACUCUGCCUCAUCCUCGAAUGCUUGCUAAACCAAAGAGUCAGGUGUUCAAAGCCUUGGAGAAUGAGUCCAGCAUUGUGUCUGCCUAUGACGAGAUGGGCUCGGACAGCGAGGAUGACUAUGACUGGAAUGUGGCCUUGAACAAGCUGCGGCGGAGACCUCGACAGUUGCCAGAUGACUUCCAUUACUCCAGUUCCCAGUACGGAACUGAGUGGGUUUAUGCCAACAAUCAGUACCAGGCAGUAACCUCCCCCUCCUCUGGGUUAUACACCAACACUGAGACACUGUUGUCCGAUUCGGAAACAUCUUCAGUAAACUCUUCCCAGGAAGCUAAAGGACCUAGCAAACCUCUCUGGUUGCAAAGCAGGACUCAAAAUGAUAUGCCCAGAAUGGAAAAGAAGCACUUCCAUGGAGAACUAGAUGUAAAUUUCAAUCCACAGGCAACUAGCUUGGAGUAUUCAGACAGCAGUGAGACUGAAGAAGUCCAUUAUGAUUUAGAAAAGAGAUCAAGAAGGUGGAAGAAGAACAAAGCUGUCUCUGAAGACUUAUGUGAAGAGAAGAAUCAGGCAAAAGCCAACAAGAUGAAUUUAAGUCAGGAGACACCACCUGGUAAUUACAGCCUUCCUGCCCUGUGCCAGGAUUUUGAUGAUUUAUCAGAAACAGAUGUAAGCAAUGAGGAUCAGCACCAUGAUGUCAAGCCUGAACUUGGGGAGGAUGAGCUUAAAUCCAGGUUAUUUCAGCUUGCUGCUAAAAUGAGUGACAAGGAAACAUCAUCUGGUGAAGAACAAGAGUUAGAACCUGGAAUAGAUCUGGAAAACCAGAAAGAGAGUUUGUCCUCAGAGGAAAACAGCAAAAGUAUUCAGGAAGAGUUAAAGAAGGAAAAACAAAAGGCUUUUGAUCUUCAUUUAAAGCUGCAGGUUUUAUCCACUGUAUUGCAGCAGAAGUACUCUGCUGUCUCUCUCUGCAACAUAUCUACAGAAGUCCUGAAAGUCAUCAAUGCCACUGAAGAACUGAUAGCAGAAUCCACUGAUUCCUGCGAUUUCCCAGAUGACAUUCAGGACAAAGGAAGAGGAACCCUCCCGUUGGGCACAGAUCCUGUCAGACUCGAUGAGCAGCUCACGACACUGGAAGAAAACGUGUACCUGACAGCCAGCACGGUGUAUGGGCUGGAGGGGCAGCUGACCAACCUGGAGGAUGCUGCGCGCAAGAUCAGCAGUGUUACUGAGGAAUCUGAGCUGGCCGAUCUGGAGGAUCAGGUGGCCACAGCAGCUGCCCAGGUUCAUCAUGCAGAGCUUCAGAUUUCAGAUAUUGAGAGCAGAAUAUCAGCUCUCACUGUUGCAGGCUUGAACGUGGCUCCCUGUGUUCGCCUGACAAGGAAACGGGAUCAAAAGCAAACAAACCAGAUGCAUACAAUAGACACGUCAAGACAGCAGAGGAGAAAACUUCCAGCUCCACCAAUACAAGGUGAAAAAAUAGAUGGUUCUCCAGUUACCACUGUCAGAACAUUUAACAGAAACUUCAUGCUUCAAGGGUCUCUAACACAAAGAACUAAAGAGAGGAAAAGCACUGCCAAGGACUUAAUGGAACCUGCUAUAGGAUCUGCUGUGAUGUACUAAAGUUACACUUCCCUACUGCCAAUAACACACUGCCUAAGGCUGUACACUAGAGUGCCUUUUCUUAACAGCCAUUGUGUAUGUCCAGCUGAAAAUGGACCCUCAAGAACCCACAGAGCCUCAGUUAUAGGGCUUCAUUUGGAUACCUCACUGAGAAAGCUGUCCAAGUCUUCAGCAUCGUGGUCUGCUACAGGAAACUCUGCCUUAAAGUUCUCAGAGGACUCUAGACAGGAUGCUAUGUUUCAAAAGCAAGGCUCCACAUUUUAAGAUGCACUUUUUCUCCCUAUCGAUUGUACUAAAGUAUGUUGUCUUUAAACUGCAGUAUGUUUUUGUACACUCAGUCAGUCAUAAUUAUAGGCCAAUUAAUCUGCCAAAGCAGACCUGUGAUUCAUAUUUGCUGGCCUCUUACUAUUCAUGUGGGCAUCUGUCUUGUUGAGCAAUAAGAACAACUCUGUGCAGUGUGUGCUGCUUUUCAGCUGCGUGGAAGGAGGGGAGAAUCUGUGUACCUCGCUCUGCUCCCAGGGAGUCAGUGGGAGUCUUGGGAGGAUUGGUAGGAGGAGGAAGACUUCUCUGUUCUCUGGGAGUACUUCUCACAGAUUAAAUGUUCCAGCUCCAGAGCUAGGGAUAUUGCUCUAGGCAGCAGGGGUGUCAUGCUGAACCAGGAACUGGUGGCCACACAUGUGGACCAGAUGUCUGCUGAGUUACGAUCCCAGUGUCUGGAAACAUCUGAACACUGUUAAAGAAAUAAACACCUUCAUAUGUCUUGUUCUUGGCAACAUUGUCCACUUGGUGAUGGCCAACCAUGCUGUAGUUGAGAAUAAAUUCUGUCCAAACCUUUAAGAUGGGAAAAAGGAGGUGAAAAUGUUGGGGAUGAGAUCUCUGCUGACUAACUGGUGGUUGUGGGGUGGCUGCAGCUUGCAGGAGAUUCCUUUCUGACAUUCACUGGUGUUUCUGAGAAGGAGGCAAAUGUAGCCCAGACUUCAGAUCCUAUACUAGUCUGGAGCCACCAGAGAGUAGCUGGGGCCUGUUGCUGGUGCCACAUGCACCCCACUACUACUGGUCCACUCUGAAUUGGAUUGUGAAUAGUAAUAGUCCUUCUUUCAUUUUUGAGACCCUUAACUGAGUCAAACUAGAAGGCCCUUUGGCAGAUGCCCAGGAGGGAGGAUACUGCUUGCAGGGUGUCCCUCUUCCCCUUUUGUGGGAGAACAUUGCCAAUUUGUGGUAUUUUUGCUCUGAAGAAUACAAAGAAGGUAUUCAGAGGAGGUGAUAAUCCAGUAAUCCAGUGAAUCCCUUACCUUUCACACCAGUUGCAGAGCAGGUACCUAAAUGCAGAUGGGGUUGAUGUGAAAUGUGCUAUGAAGGAAGGCAUGGACUGGCAAGUUCCGCCUCAGCAUUAAGGAGUGGUGAGCUCUCCCAGGAGCUGUGGGUGCCGGGAAGGAGGAAAGCUCCUUCAUUCCCCGGGCUCCCAGUGAACAGCCACGAGCAGAGUGCCACGUUACCUGCCAUGCAGCAGGAAAGCAGUUCCCUGGGACACCAGUGCAAUGUGGUCAGGCAAAUACAAGCAAAACUGGGCAAAUUUCCCGACUAGGCUGGAUUUAGGGGGGUGAGUUGGGAAGGCAAGGAAUGGCUAGAUGGGUUGAUUGGAAAAACAGUGCCAGCUGAAAUCUGCCAUCCACAUUUGACAUCUAGCGUGUCAGUACUCUGAUGUCCAGAUGCAUGUGAGGAGCCCUUGGAGUAAAUACAACCAUCUUCCCACUUAAGAUACGUAAGUAUCACUCCAUUCAUUCAAGGAAUUUCCAUCUGCCCAAAAUCUGACCCAGUGUGUUCAUUCUGGGUGAAAUUAGGCCUUCUUUUACUCUCACACAAUACUAGUUCUCUGAAAUUGGUUUGCACAGAUGUGAGGGAAGAAUUUGGCCCACUCUGUUUAAUAUAUAAAUACAUAUAUAAAACAAAUAGAUUUUAUUUAUAUAUGCAAUCCAGUAAAGGAGAUUAAACAGAGUAGGAUGCCUAGUAAUUUUUUUUGUUAUUCAAUCUCCUCCUCCAUUGACUGUUCUCGUGUAUGUAUACAAUACAUUCCCAGGUUCUGGUUUAUGCAGGUAUGCGUGUUAUGAAAUGUCAUUAAUGGUGGUUGGUCUGCAUAUUCGUCUAAUAAAUAAUAACUAAUAUUGUGUAUGUAAUAUCAAUACAGAAAUUACUGAUUUUAAUAGAAUAACUCUUUGGCUUUUGUUCUGUUAGCGUGAUUUAAACAAGCCAACAAAGUUUGGAGUAGGUUGUUUUCCUUAAGAGGCAUGACAAGCAACUAUUAUCGUGUUACAAUGUUAAAAUAUUCAGUCUUCUUUGACAGACAAAUGUGUACUG
Molecule: messenger RNA, 5362 nt
Organism: Hirundo rustica (Barn swallow)
Lineage: Eukaryota; Metazoa; Chordata; Aves; Passeriformes; Hirundinidae
Gene: MYRIP
Product: myosin VIIA and Rab interacting protein
Exons: 20
Coding region: 179-3007 (942 amino acids)
Biological process (GO): intracellular protein transport
Cellular component (GO): cortical actin cytoskeleton
Molecular function (GO): small GTPase binding; myosin binding; actin binding
Source: RefSeq, a predicted model, not a curated record